Owenia fusiformis is the source of this 5226-nucleotide messenger RNA. NCBI's taxonomy places the organism in Eukaryota, Metazoa, Annelida, Polychaeta, Sabellida, Oweniidae. The record is from the annotation of a GenBank genome assembly.
AUGCCGGCUCCGGAAGAGGAGGUGGUAGCAUCUCAACGUGAAAUAUACAGAGGACGCCUGGACAACCUACCUGAUAAUACGUCUAAUAUUGUCAGGAUUUUCCUCAGCUCGACAUUUACAGACACGAUCAACGAGAGAAAUAUUUUAUUGGACAAAGCGUAUCCUGAACUGAGACAAUUUUGUGCUCAGAAUGGACUCGACUUCCAAGUGGUUGACAUGCGAUGGGGAGUAAGAGAUGUGAUGACGUCAGAUCAUCAGACAACAGAAAUCUGUCUCCAAGAGAUAUACAACUGCCAGAGACUUUCAGUGGGACCAAACUUUUGCGUUAUACUAGGGGGGCGAUAUGGCUCACGACCUUUACCAGCAAGAAUCAAAGCCUCGGUUUUACAGACCAUUAAACAGUUCGCAAAAGCAGCUGAAUUACCUUUGGCUACCAUCGAGGAAUGGUACAUGCUUGAUACAAAUGCAGUCCCGCCAGAGUAUACUCUUAAGCCAAUCACAGACAUCUUUCCAUCUUAUAUUGACGAUAAUCCAGCCAAUGAGGAGCUUCGUAAGAAAGCUAAAAAUGAUUGGUGGAAAGUCCAAUGUGAAAUUCAAGCGAUAUUCCGAACCACAUCUCAAAGAGCGUUAAAACAGAAACACAUGACGUUUGAAGAAUGGCAACAGUUUAACAUAUCAGUUACAGAGGAAGAAGUUAAAAGGGGAUUGCUCAAUGUUUGCGCAACCUCAGAAAAUAAAUGCAUUGUGAUAACCAGAGAGAUUGACAAUGUUGACUUCACUGAUGAAAAGGCAUACAGAUACGUUGAUAUGAAUGACAACAAAGAUGCAUUGGAUGAAGAGACUGUUGAACUCUUAGGGGAACUUAGAGAUGAGACUAUUCCGAAACAUAUCGCAGAUUCGGAAAUACAAAAGUACAAACUACAAUGGGAGAAAAAUGGUAUAAACCCAAUGGUACCUGCUCAUGCAAAAUACCUAGAGGACUUUUGUAAGUUCUUUACAUCAAGGGUUAGGGACAUGAUAGUUAAAGCCUUGGAGAAAAGGGACAAAGCUGCUUCAAACUGGUUAUUCAGUGAAGUAUUACAUCAUCUUAACAUGUGUGCCCGAAGGAGUAGAUCAUUCAAUUGUAGACACCAAGGCCAGAAACGUGUGGAUGAAUACCUGAAUGAUGACACUAAUAGAGCUCCUUUUGUGAUACAUGGAGUAUCUGGAAUUGGGAAAACUUCAUUUAUAGCCAAGCUCACUCGCAAUGCAAUAGAAAAACAUGGUAAAGAUGAGGUAGUUGUUGUACGGUUUCUGGGGACAUCACCUAAAAGUACACUUAUCACAGAUACGCUGCAGGCAGUGUGUCUACAGAUAUGUGAAGCAGUUGGAUAUCCAGUACCAUCAAGGCCAACGCUCAAUGAUAUCAACUCAAUGGUGCCAUACCUUCAGGAAAUGUUUCGGAAGCUGUCGGGUGAAGGGCACAGGGUGAUUCUAUUUUUGGAUUCACUAGACCAGCUCUCACCGAAAGAGGGUGCUUAUAGUCUGAACUGGUUUCCAUUCAAUCUUCCAAAGGGUAUCAAAAUCGUCAUCUCAGUACUGACCGGUUAUGAAGGCAUUCUAGACCGGUGUGUACUAUGUAUCGAUAACCCAAACAACAUUUUGGAACUAGGUUUCUUAGAUGACGCUGAAUGCACAGACAUCUUAGAAACAAGCCUCCGACAAAUCAACCGCUCAAUUACAAAAACCCAAAUGGAAAUCCUCGAAAAUCUAUUUGAAAACUGCAAAAGUCCGAUUUUCCUUAAGUUGGCUAUUGAGGAGGCCAAAAACUGGAGGUCUUACUCUAAUGUUGAUGACAUCACACUUGGCAACACAAUACAAGAUGGUAUAAUGUUGCUAUUUGAUAGACUAGAGAAGAAACAUGGCCAGCUGUUUAUCAAUGCUAUGGCUUAUAUAGCAGCAGCAAGACAGGGAGUGACAGAUCUAGAAAUGGAUAACCUGCUGUCUAGUAGUAAUGAAGUGCUAGAUGAUGUCUACCAGUAUUUCUCACCACCUGUCAAAGAUCUUGUAAGGAUACCACCAUUACUAUGGACCAGACUCAGACAGGACAUAAAUGAGUACCUCAUGGAAAGACAGGCUGAUGGAAAAACCGUUCUGGCACUUUAUCACAGGCAAUUCAUAGAGGUCGCUAGACAGCGUUACCUAUGUGAUGAAAUGAAACAAAAGAUACAUUCAGAACUAGCAGACAUGUUCCUUGGAGUUUGGAGCAAUGGGAGGAAGAAGGAACUCUAUCUUACUAAAAGAAAGGAAACCUUCUUCGCAGACAGGAAGGUUGAACCACAACCGCUGUUCUACGAAGGUGGUUAUUACAAUAUGAGGAAACUCAACGAGCUGCCACUCCAUCUGCUUAAAUCCGGUCGUCAUGAGGAGUUGGUUGAUGUUUGUUUUGGUAACUUUGAGUGGAUUGUUACCAAGGUGACAGCCAUGAAUAUUUUAGAAGUCAUCCGGGACAUUGAUAUGGUUAUUUCAGACACAGGGGAAGAGGAGUUCAAGGUCCUCAGAGAUGCCCUAAGACUAAUAAAGCCAACGCUUGAGUAUCAUCCAACAGAAACACUUGCUCCUGAGAUCAUUGGUAGACUCCUUAUAAAGGUGGACGAAUACCCAAAGAUUAUUGGAAAGCUGGUAUCUCAGGCUAUACAAUGGUGUGAAAACGCAAAGCAGGAUUUACUCAUUCCAACAGUUCCAUGUUUUAUAUCACCUGGUGGAGUUCUACGGACUACAUUGGUGGGCCACCAACAAGCUAUAAACGAUGCUGCCAUAAAUGAGGAUUGCUCGCUUCUUGUGACUGCAAGUUCUGACCGCAUAGCGAAGCUCUGGGACCUUAGAGAUGAUAUUGUCAUUCAGAAUCUCUUUCAUCCAGGUUCCGUUGAGAGUUGUGUGAUGUCAUCCAAUGCUAUUGUGACAUCUUGUGACGACACUGUAUACGUUUGGGAUAUGGGCACAUCCAAACUUAGACAUACCAUACCCUUAAAACGCCCACAUAGCCCAUCUAGCGAAACCGCCAAUGCUUUAACAAACAAACCCAAAAUGGCUGCACUUUCUAAUGGAAACAUCGUAUAUCCGAUUGAAGACACUAUCUUUAUGGUGAACAUUGAUGAAGGGAAAGUUAUCAAGGAGAAAACCCAUGGUAAUAAAGCAAUUGUGUCAUACCUUAGCGUUCAUCAGAAGGAACACAUUCUAAUUGGAUAUAACAAUGGAAGUGUGGAAUAUUCUAACAUUGCAGGAAGUGGAGAGGAUGUAACGUAUGAUAUACAACGAUAUGAAAUAACAGGCCUGGAUAUGGCAGUAAAGUCCGGUAUAAUAGCGAGUGUGUCCUUCGAAGAUUCCAUCGUUAUAUACAACAUAAAACGGGGAAAGGUCAUCCAACACAUAGAGCCUACAAAAUCCAAGACUAUGUUUUCGGUUGCCCUUUCCCCCGAUGGACAACUUGUUGCUGUGGGUUCAAUCAAAGAUGUCAGAGUUUGGGCAACAGAAUCUGGUCAAAUGCUGCACGUGUUUCUAGGGCAUACAGGAAUAGUCAAUUCGGUAUGUUUCACUGGAUACAGUGGUGAAUCUCAGACAAAUGGGCCCACUUUGAUAUCAGCCGCAAGUGACUGUACUAUCAAAGUAUGGGACCUCGGAAAAAGUGAGCUGAAAUCCACAUACUCUGGUAUGACAGGAAGCGUGACGAAGCUCAUGGUAAAUGAUGAGUAUGACGUGGCCGUGUCUGCAUCCAAUGAAUCUCCAUAUGUUAAGAUAUGGCAUUUAAACCCAAACUUGAAAGAUGUUGUACCCGAGUUCCAAAAUGACACCGAUAUGAAACCAGUAGUAUUCCCUGAUGGGAAACACGUUGUUACGUUAGAUACUGAUAAUGUAACAUUUAUGGUGUAUGAUAUGAAAAAAUCUAGGAAAAUAUCGACCACUCUUGCACACGAUGCCCAAAUUACGUGUAUGGUAUGCACACCAAAUGGGAGCCACUUGAUCACGGGCGGGGCUGACAAUGCUGUAAAUGUGUGGCAAAUGGUGGGAACGAGCUUCAAACGAACAUUGGCAUUUGAGUUUGAAUCAGAGGUUACGCAUAUUGCAACACAUCCAGAUCGGAAACUAUUUGUGGUUGCUCUAAAUGGAAACAAAGUGAGGCUCUGUCAUUUGCAAAAAUUCGAAUGCGAUGAUGUUGAAAUUAACCUGAAAGAUGAGGAUAUCACUGCACUAGAAAUGAGCGAUGACCUUAUACUAUAUGGCACAGACACUGGCAAAAUAUAUGCUUGGAACUUUGAAUCCAUGUCCUGCCUUGCGUAUACAUACCAAGAACACACCACAGAGAUAACCAUCCUGAAGGUACAUAACAACUUCGUUGCUUCCACUACAAGAAACGAUCUUAAUAUUAAGAUUUGGGAUCUGAAAAGAAGGCAGGUUGUCCAAACCCUAUUGGUUUGUAAAGAAACAGUCUCAUCUAGGAUGACGAUAACCGCAAUGUCCUUCCUGCAUAAUGGUCAAUUAUUAGGAGUCGGUUGCUACGAGAGAUUGGUGUAUCUAUACGACAUGGCCAAAUGUAGAAGUCUUGUACCCGAUGGGCAGUACGUUUACUCUCCAGUUACAAACAUUUGCUCAAGUCAAGAACAAAACAUCUUGGUGGCGACACAAAAUGGCAUUCUCAGUUCAUACAAACCACAUAUAACCACGGAUAUUACAAUGCAGAACACACGGCUGACUCAAAGCGUCAGUACACACAAUAAGAAACAAAUUACCACAAAGGACGCUAAGAAUGUCAGGAAAGUCAGAUAUUCCGAGAAUGUAUCUGUGCAUGAACAUGACCAUAACAGCAAUGACACACAGAAAGAGCAAACUACUGGAAGAGUAGUUCCGAAUAAGGAGUUAUAUAGGAGAGCUCAAUUUAUACAACAAGCAAGAUACAGAAAUUCCUCUCAAAUGUGCUUGGUCAUGUGACAUGUGGACAGACAUGUACAAAAUACAUGUAAAACCAUCAUUUCAAUUUCCCAUCAUGCAUUGCAGCAGUUGACACUCAGACGUGUCUUAUAAUGAUAAAAUCCCGGAGAUUUAUUCGAUUGUUAGAGAAGUUUAACUAGUUUAUGAACAUCUUAAAAUAAGUUUAUGCUACACGAUUUUAUAAGAACUUGUGAAUAAACGUGUACAGAUACGGUCCUCUGCUGGAGAUUUAUUGUCAUGAACUGUUGAUGCAUGUUAGCC